AUGGACCAAUUGAAAACAAUAAUACCCACAACCGUGGAAGAGGUCCAGCACUACAUCGACUUGAUCAAGGACAAGAUCCCAACGUCGUUCAAGGAAAUCGAGCCGCAUUUGCAGCAAUUGCAAAACAUCACCGCGGGCGACGUUGUCGACGACUUUAAAAAUUUGAAAAUCAACCCCGUCACCGUGUCGUUGACUUUGGUCUCGUUGACUACCUUGUUCAUACUCGGCAAGUUGUUCAGCUAUGGCGGCGGUAGUGGUGGUGGUGCCAACGUUAAGCACGCCAGGUCCCAUUAUAGCGGUGACGCUGACGAUGCAGACGCUGAUAAGCCCAAGAGGAAGUCCACGAAAAAGAGAUUGAGCAAGGCGCAAAAGGCCAAUAAGGAGAUUCAGGAGAUUUUGGAUUUCGUGGAGUUGAACUAUGUUCCCGAUAUCGAUAAAUACGUUGAGGAUUACGCGAGACUAACUCCCGAGGAACAAGAUUUCAAGUUCAAAUACUUUGACGAGAUGCUCUUGAAGGAGACGAUGAAGUUGGAUGGCAUUGAUGUCAACGGUAAUGAAAUCUUGAGAGAAAAUCGGAAAAAGGUGAUUAAGUUCAUUCAGGAUCAUCAGAGAAGAUUGGAUAAGUUUAGAAAAGAAGUUGCUCAUGUGACACCUGCUCCCGCCGCUGCUACUGCUGCUGAUGGUACUUCUCCUGUUGCUGCUGCUCCUUCUGAACAACUCCUGACUGCUAGUCCUCAGGAGAGCCACCACUAG
Messenger RNA from Lodderomyces beijingensis, 753 nucleotides. The record is from the annotation of a GenBank genome assembly. NCBI's taxonomy places the organism in Eukaryota, Fungi, Ascomycota, Pichiomycetes, Serinales, Debaryomycetaceae.